Messenger RNA from Branchiostoma floridae (Florida lancelet), 2480 nucleotides. RefSeq names its product chromobox protein homolog 8-like. The transcript is spliced from 5 exons. NCBI's taxonomy places the organism in Eukaryota, Metazoa, Chordata, Leptocardii, Amphioxiformes, Branchiostomatidae. The record is from RefSeq and is a predicted model, not a curated record. Bases 26 to 1261 code for a protein of 411 amino acids.
CAUGGUGACGUAACGUGAGAGUAUUAUGGGCUGUGCACCGCGCCGCAGGGAAUUCCAACAUUGGAGGUCGUCAGCACGCAGCAGCUUUAUCUGCCGAAACAUGGAGCUGUCGGCUGUAGGGGAACGAGUUUUCGCCGCCGAAUGCCUGGUCAGAAAAAGGAUCCGAAAGGGUAAAGCCGAGUACAUGGUGAAAUGGAAGGGGUGGUCGCCCAAGUACAACACCUGGGAGCCGGAGGAGAAUAUUCUGGACCCCAGACUUCUCGCAGCCUUCGAAAAUAGCUUACGUGAAAGGGAGGUGGGUGGCCACAAGAGAGGUCCCAAGCCGAAAAAACUUCGUCUACAGGGAUUUCUAGGAGACGCUUCUGUGGCGCUCCCCGAACCUAACUCGGAAGGGUACGCGGAGCAGGAGGACCCUGGCGGCCAUGUUAGAACUGAGGAGGAGGAAGCACCAGGCGGCAGUCCAGACCAAGAGACGUCCCAAUCGAACGGGCUGGUUUCGUCCCGUCCUGCCGCUUCUCCGCCGAGUGAAGACGACCAAGUCCCGAGCCCGGCAGGGAUGUCUUCCGGGGAAGACCAGCCGAGCCCGGGCGGGCAGCAGAUCGCAGGCAGUCCGGGGAGAAGCCCGACUCCCGCCCGGCCUCCCUGGGAAAGGGAAACCCAACACAAAGGUCACUUCGGAGGGGCAACUAAAUCGCCUGGUGACGAGAUCUCGCUGCCAAGCCGGAGUCCCGCCGCACCACUAAAUCACACCAAGGCCUCGGAGCGACCGGCCCCGCUUCUCAAGGUAAAAUCCAAGACGCACAAAGCCAAGAAACGGUCUAAAGACAAGCCCAAGGAUCUGUCCGUCCGUCGGCGUGUGGGCCGACCAAAGGGGAAAAGCAAGAAACACAGCCAUGCCGUCACCGCCCCCACCCCUCCCACUCUGUCCCCCAUCUCUCCACCCCACAAGCCUUCCUCACCGCCAAACAAACCACAAAAAGACUCGUCCAAACGUAAGCAGCCCGUCUUCGAAAUAUGGAACCCAUUUGAGGACACGGGCAGUCGAAAACAAACCGUGGUGGAGAACUCCUCGGCUAAGCCGCGUACCAUCUCGAGUGGUGUGCCCAAGCCCAAGCCCCGUUCCGCCCAGGCCGCGGGCUGGCAGCCUCCUAACGCCCUGAUGAACCAGGUUCUCAUCACAGACGUCACGACCGGGAUGGUCACAGUCACCGUCAGAGAGUGUUUCACCGAUAAAGGCUUCUUCAAGAACAGAGGAACGUGAGCUGCAUGGCGUCCUUCCUCUCCAACUUGUCAUCUAAGACUAACGGUACUGAGAAGACAAAAACAUGGACAGGGCCAGCGUGCCAUAUUGAACAUCGCUGAGAUCGAGACAAGCUUGUACGUGUAGCUCUCAAGAGAGAUGGGCAAGAAGAGACAGCACUUCUAGACAGCGGAAACUUCUUUCCCUGAACGUUUAACUUAGACUAAAGCCUGACUAACUGUUAAAAGAUCACAGCUUGUUCACAGUAAAGUGACUGUGAAUCAGCCAUGCCCGGAUUUGCAAACUUGGCGACGAAAAAAAAAUGGCCAGUGUAAUAGAUCAAUGUAUUUUUCCACAGACAUGCCUGUACCAUAGCAUAGGUUCAAAUGUACGGGAUCAACCACGUAUUGUCUAUACUUUUAAAACCCAUUAAGUUUAACGUUACCACAGUGUCAUAUUAUUACCUUAUUGUCAGUACAUGAUGUGCAACUUUUUUCUAUGUAUAGAAAAAAGUAACAACUUACCUGGAUACGGCCCAAAGUACAUUCGUAACACAAUGUAUUGAUUUAUAUACAUAAUUGUUUCUGAUGUAAUAGUUCUUAGAAUGACUUACAUUAUUUUCGAAGUAACUUAUGCGGCUGUUUCGCACGUGUAUAUGCAAGUGACAUGUAUAUUUUCGUCCAUGUUGUCAAGAAAAACAAGCGGUGAAAGAAAUGUAUCCCCCAUUCUAUGGUCAAUGGGAUUAACUGAUAAUACAUUUGUUUUGUAUUAUGCAAUACGUCACUUUACAAUGUGAACUAUCACAGAAUGAACAAACAUUAAUCCUUGUCAAGAAAUAAUUUGUUAGAGAUGUAUGUCUAUGGUGUAACUUCAUAACGGAUUAAUUUUACAAAUUGUGUCAAUGUGUACAGAUGAUUGUAUGUGGCCAGUAUUGCACACACAGGUGUAAAUACCAAGCUAAUUUAGUUUAGUGCACAGGACUUAGUUCUGAACUAUUUAUUGUACUGUCCAACGGGCAGUAAGUAGGUUGCCACGAAUCUCAAACAUCGCGUGGUUUAGACACAGUGAAUGUACACGUUGUGUAACGUGAGUGGAAGGGUUUGUGUAGAGAUUAAUCUGAGUGUUUUGUUUAGGAAAGACUCGCUGUGAGCUGGAAAUGAAUACAAGGUGUCAUACCCCGGAGGGUGCUUACCCGCUUUGACCGACAACACAGCAUUAAAUGCUUUGAACUUGCGAAAGA